This is a messenger RNA of Olea europaea var. sylvestris, 1342 nucleotides long. Its product is annotated as peroxidase 73-like. Gene Ontology annotation, biological process: response to oxidative stress; hydrogen peroxide catabolic process. NCBI's taxonomy places the organism in Eukaryota, Viridiplantae, Streptophyta, Magnoliopsida, Lamiales, Oleaceae. The transcript has 4 exons. Bases 110 to 1096 code for a protein of 328 amino acids. Gene Ontology annotation, molecular function: peroxidase activity; heme binding. The record is from RefSeq and is a predicted model, not a curated record.
AGUACAGACUAUUCAAAUUUGCCACCCAACUGGCAAAUACGACUACAAAUAUAAAUCAAUCUGCUUCCCCCAUUUUUCCACAUAGUCCUCUUGCUUAAUUUUUGAACAAAUGGGUGGAUUCAAUCUGUUCAUAUGUAUCUUCCCACUUUAUGUGGGUAUUUUCUUCUUCUCCGACUUGGCUUCUGCUCAACUCAGACAGAAUUACUAUGCAAAUAUCUGUCCCAACGUCGAAAGAAUUGUAAAAAACGUUGUUACACAGAAAUUCCAACAAACGUUUGUUACUGUUCCAGCUACCAUUCGUCUCUUCUUCCAUGAUUGCAUGGUCCAGGGUUGUGAUGCAUCAAUUGUAGUAGCAUCGACUCCAGGCAACAAAGCAGAAAAAGAUCAUCCGGAUAAUCUUUCGCUGGCUGGAGAUGGAUUUGAUACUGUAAUCAAAGCUAAAGCAGCUGUAGAUGCUGUUCCAAGUUGCAAGAAUAAAGUUUCUUGUGCAGAUAUUCUAGCAAUUGCAACUCGAGACGUCAUUGCCCUGGCCGGUGGACCUUCAUAUGCUGUUGAACUGGGGAGGCUGGAUGGGCUAAGUUCAACCGCUGCAAGUGUAAAUCUGCCCAAACCAAGCUUCGGUUUAAGUCAGCUUAAUUCCAUGUUUGCUUCUAAAGGCCUAUCACAGACUGACAUGAUUGCUCUCUCAGCUGCCCACACAGUAGGAUUCUCACACUGUGACAAGUUCUCAAACCGGAUCUACAAUUUCAGUAGCCGGAAUCCGAUCGACCCGACCCUGGACAAGCAAUAUGCGGCCCAAUUACAGUCCAUGUGCCCCAAAAAUGUGGACCCAAGGAUAGCUAUCAACAUGGAUCCAAACACCCCCAGAAAAUUUGAUAAUGUAUACUUUCAAAAUCUUCAGCAAGGGAAGGGACUUUUCACUUCGGACCAAGUUCUGUUCACAGACUCGAGAUCGAAGCCCAAUGUUAAUUUAUGGGCCAAAAACAGUCAGGCCUUUGAAAAAGCCUUUGUCCAGGCCAUUACCAAAAUGGGCCGGAUCGGCGUGAAGACUGGGAAGCAUGGGAAUAUUCGCUUUGACUGCGGAAAAUUUAAUUAAAGGCUCGCCAUCUCUUCGACAAAUCAAACACGACUUUGCAUAUGGGCAAGUAAAUAAGUGCACAAAAUGUUUUAAGAAAAAAAUAUUUCAUUUCAAUGCAAUCAAGAAUAAUAAAACAAAUUGCUUUUGAAUGACUAGGUACAUUUACAAGUAAAGUAUUCCAAAAAUUUUGUGAAAUAAUAAAUGAAACGCAUGAGUUGUACAAAGUUUGUUUUACGUGAAAUUGCUCACGCCAAGAUUUGCUAA